UCGCUUAUCGACUGGCAAUGCUAAGUAGCAAUGCUCUUUUACUCGUUCUUCAAGUCGCUUGUGGGCAAGGAGGUUGUCGUGGAGCUGAAAAAUGAUCUCAGCAUAUGCGGCACUCUAAACGCUGUGGACCAGUACCUUAACAUCAAGUUGACAGACAUCAGUGUAACAGAUCCAGAAAAAUAUCCGCACAUGUUGAGCGUGAAGAACUGCUUCAUUCGUGGUUCAGUGGUUCGCUAUGUGCAGCUGCCUGGUGAUGAAGUGGACACACAACUGUUACAGGAUGCUGCGCGAAAGGAGGCGGUUGUGAGCACUAGAUAGGCAUGCUAUUAAGGCUUCGCCUUUGACUUAAGUUAAACUUUUUUAAUUUGCAAGAGCAAAAUAGUCGAAAAGUAUGUACAAUUUGGGUAAUUUGAAUAAUGUCUGCUCUACGUCUACUUCUGUAAGCAAAUUAACUUGAUAAACGAAUCUAGAAGCUAUGUUGAAGAUAUUA
Molecule: messenger RNA, 490 nt
Organism: Scaptodrosophila lebanonensis
Lineage: Eukaryota; Metazoa; Arthropoda; Insecta; Diptera; Drosophilidae
Product: U6 snRNA-associated Sm-like protein LSm2
Exons: 3
Coding region: 31-318 (95 amino acids)
Biological process (GO): mRNA splicing, via spliceosome
Cellular component (GO): U6 snRNP; P-body; catalytic step 2 spliceosome
Molecular function (GO): RNA binding
Source: RefSeq, a predicted model, not a curated record